Molecule: messenger RNA, 1014 nt
Organism: Cladophialophora yegresii CBS 114405
Lineage: Eukaryota; Fungi; Ascomycota; Eurotiomycetes; Chaetothyriales; Herpotrichiellaceae
Exons: 1
Coding region: 1-1014 (337 amino acids)
Biological process (GO): Golgi organization; protein secretion
Cellular component (GO): Golgi apparatus
Source: RefSeq, a predicted model, not a curated record
AUGUGCAUCGCCCUAAUAUCGACGGCUCAUCCGUCGUACAGGCUGGUUCUGAUCGACAACCGUGACGAAUACCUCAAUCGUCCAACUGAUAUUGCCCGAUGGUGGCCCGAGCCCCAUUCCCACGUCCUUGGAGGCCGGGAUAUGCACCGCGAUGUCCACGGUACCUGGCUUGGAGUCACAAAGACGGGUAAGAUUGCCGUCUUGACCAACUAUCGCGAGGACGUAACUCCGGCUCCAACAGCCGUCAGUCGCGGGGCGAUCAUCAAGAAGUUUCUCGCAGAGGACGUUGGCCCCGUGGAGGAUUUUGUUAAGAACGUUGUCAACACCGGCAUUGCAAAGGAUGCCGGCGGGUUCAGCCUGGUGUGCGGGCACAUCGGCCAGAAGCUCGCCGUUAUCUCCAACCGAGCGGAGGAUCAGAGCCAGGUUCCCUGGAUAGCUGGGGACGUGGUUCAGACGGUCGGCUUAAGCAACGCGACCUUUUCAGACCGCUCGUGGAAAAAGGUGCUCCUAGGAGAGGAGCUGAUGCUGAACACUAUUCGUCAGAGCGUCGAAAAUGGGGAAUCCGAAGACCAACUGAUCCAAAGAUUCCUAGACUUGCUCAGUCACGAAACCCUGCCUAGAGAGGGUAAAGCUGACGACGCUGGUCUCGAGGCAUAUAUAUCCGAUUUGAGACAUUCCAUAUACGUGCCUGCGUUGGGAAGGAAAGACAUGUCUGGUCUCAGGGAUGAUGAGAUCGCUGCCGCAAGAAAGCAUGAGAAGGUCGACAUUAUCGGCCACAACACACCUGUCCGAACUGGUUCUCCAGCUAUUAACGGCUCAAACAGGGCAAAGCGGCUCGGCGUCAGCGGACUUUACGGGACUCAGAAGCAGUCAAUCAUGCUGGCUGAUCACCAGGGAAAUGUUCGCUUUUUCGAAAGAACACUGUUCGACGAGAAUUCGAAUCCGGUGCCGGCGGGCAAGGGCGACGUUGAUGUGAGGUUCAAGAUCCCGAACCCAAGAAAGUCUACCGACUAG